Saccostrea cuccullata (small rock oyster) is the source of this 1077-nucleotide messenger RNA. RefSeq lists its product as uncharacterized. Lineage: Eukaryota; Metazoa; Mollusca; Bivalvia; Ostreida; Ostreidae. Gene Ontology annotation, cellular component: plasma membrane. The transcript has 9 exons. The record is from RefSeq and is a predicted model, not a curated record. Bases 32 to 958 code for a protein of 308 amino acids.
AAGGAAAGGCACUGCAAACCUGAAUUUGAAGAUGGGCUGCCGUGUAACUUUCCUCAUAAUAAUUUUGGUGUUCCUUUUCAAGAACUCAUGCAUUACUGGUUCUAAAAGUGUAUCAGAAUAUAUGGGUUGUUUCCAAGACCAGCAAGACCGUACUCUAACCGGAAAGUAUACAACGACGACAUCCAUGACCAUUGAAACCUGCAAGAAUAUUUGUACAAAAGAAAACAAUCAGUUUUACGGUGUUCAGUAUUCCCACCAGUGUUUCUGUGGAGAUUUUCUUUCAACUAAUAUCCCAAAGCCAGAGAGAGAAUGCAACAUGAAAUGCAGUGGAAAUAAGAACCAAAUGUGCGGUGGACAUUAUAGAAUGAACAUCUACAGGAACCUAAACUAUAAUCAAGAGCAUUUAAUACACUUGGGAUGCUACCAAGACCAGCCUACCCGAACCUUAGCCGGAAAGAAAACAAAAUCGAAAUCAAUGACCAUUGAAACCUGCAAGAAUAUUUGUACAAAGGAAAACACCAAAUUCUACGGUGUCGAGUUUUCCAGUGAAUGUUUCUGUGGAAGCAUGCUUACAACAAAUAUUCUAAGACCAGACAGGGAAUGCAACAUGAAGUGUAAUGGGAAUAAGCAGCAAACAUGUGGUGGAAUUUAUAGAAUGAACAUCUACCUUAACCCCGAUUACAAUAAAGCAUAUUUGGGUUGCUUCCAAGACCAGCCUAGGCGAACCCUAGCCGGAAAGUAUGUAAAAUCGACUUCUAUGACCAUUGAAGUCUGCAAGAAUAUCUGUACAAAGGAAAACAGCAAGUUCUAUGGAGUCGAGUAUUCCUAUGAAUGUUUCUGUGGAGAUUCUCUCACAACAAAUAUUCGAAAGCCAGAAAGUGAAUGCAACAUGAAAUGUAAUGGAAACGGGAAGCAAAUCUGUGGUGGAGUUUAUAGAAUGAACAUCUAUAGAACCUAGAAUACAUUAAGGUUCCAGCUUGACGUUUAAAUAAGUUUGCGGAUCAUUUCAGUUAUUUUCUUUCAGUGACAUUAUUUAUACGACUUUUUACAAAUAAAAUGCAUCAAUAAAACAAGAAA